This is a messenger RNA of Penicillium subrubescens, 1494 nucleotides long. RefSeq names its product carotenoid oxygenase family protein. NCBI's taxonomy places the organism in Eukaryota, Fungi, Ascomycota, Eurotiomycetes, Eurotiales, Aspergillaceae. Gene Ontology annotation, biological process: carotene catabolic process. Bases 1 to 1494 code for a protein of 497 amino acids. Gene Ontology annotation, molecular function: carotenoid dioxygenase activity. The record is from RefSeq and is a predicted model, not a curated record. The transcript has 5 exons.
AUGGAAGCCAAAGUAGAGCAUGCUUUCCCUGAUCGACCUCAAUUCCAAGGGUUCAUGAAGCCCUGCCGAAUGGAAGGCGAGGUUCAGGCACUGGAAGUCCUCGGUGACAUUCCCAAGGAGAUCGAUGGUACAUUCUAUCGAGUGAUGCCCGAUCCCCAGCUUCCUCCGUUUGUUCAAGAUGAUCCGUGGUUCAAUGGCGAUGGCAACAUCGCCGCCUUUACAAUCAAAGACGGGACAGUAACAUUCCGUCAGCGAUAUGUACGGACCGAGAAAUUCAUUCGUGAGCGAGAGGCCAAGCGAGCUCUUCUUGGUAAAUACCGCAACAAAUACACCGACGCCGUCGAAUUCAAAAUCCGCACAACAGCCAACACCAACGUAGUCUACUUCAACGGGCAGCUCCUCGCUCUGAAAGAAGACGCUCCCCCAUAUGCUCUUGACCCCAUUACACUGGAAACCAAAGGGCUGUAUGAUUUCGAGGGACAACUCCCCAGUUUGACCUUUACUGCCCAUCCAAAGUUCGACCCGAAGACGGGAGAGAUGAUUUGCUUCGGAUAUGAGGCGAAGGGCGAUGGUACCCCGGAUGUAUGCUAUUAUAGUGUCAGUCCGGAUGGAAAGUUUACUGAGGUAGUUUGGUUGGUUGCGCCUGUGGCUGCUAUGAUUCAUGAUUUUGCUGUGACGGAGAAUUGGGUGCUUUUUCCUAUCAUUCCUCAGGUCUGCGAUAUUGAGAGAAUGAAACAAGGUGGUGAGCAUUGGCAAUGGAGUCCGGAGACGCCAGUCUAUCUUGGUGUUUUGCCCCGUCGUGGAGCGAAGCCAACGGACGUUAAGUGGUUCGAAUACAAAAACUCCUUCCCAGGCCACACAGUCAACGCCUACGAAGACACCAACGGCCACAUAACUCUAGACCUGGGUCUAAGCUCCAAAAACGUCUUCUUCUGGUGGCCUGACGCCGCCGGAAACGCCCCCGAGCCCAGCAGCAUCCUAUCCCAAAUAGUCCGCUUCACUCUUGACCCCAACUCCAAGGGCGAAGCUCUCCACCUCCCAAGCCCCAAAAUCCUCCAAAAAGACAACACCGAAUUCUACCGCAUCGACGACCGCUUCGCCACCCAGCCCCACCGACACUGUUUCAUGGACCUAAUGGAUCCAACCCUGGGAACCGAUUUCCAAACAAUCGCACCCAGACUGGGCGGCGGGUAUCCUUUGUACAAUAGUCUUGCGCAUCUUGAUAUUGAAACAGGGGAGACGGAGAUUUAUUUCCCGGGUAGGACGCAUAUGGUGCAAGAGCCGGUUUUUAUUCCGAGGAAGGGAUCGAGGGUCGAGGGGGAUGGGUUUUUGUUGGCUCUGGUUAAUAAUUAUGAGAGUAUGGGGAGUGAGUUGCAUUUGGUGGAUACGAGGGAUUUUACGAAGGUGAAGGCUGUGAUACUGUUGCCGAUUCGGUUGAGGCAGGGGUUGCAUGGGAAUUGGGUUGAUGCGGUGGAUUUGAAGGUGUCUAUUUGA